AUGUCUAAGUUUAUUCCUGUGGGUUUGUGUUUGGUUGCUUGUGUUAUCAGUCAAAGUGAUGAACAUUUCCAAACAAAUAAUUUGACUUUUGUGGUGAAGCCUAAAGGCAUUUAUCGUAUGCUUGGGCACAGUCAGGCUGAGAAUUUAACAGCAGGAAUCAUCUCAAACAUCGAAAACGUGCAAACUUUGUAUUUACUGGACGAUUCCAUUCGAGAAAUUCAACCUGGGGCUUUCAAAAAUUUGCCAAAACUUAAACAUCUCAUGAUACAGUACAACGACAUUUCGAAGAUUGACGCAGGAAUUUUCAACAAUUUACCAACUCUGACGUACCUAGAAUUGGGUGAUAAUGAAAUCUCGUUUAUUGAUCCUCACGCUUUUGAUAAUUUGACUCGUUUGACUUCGCUCCGUUUAAACAACAAUAAAUUGACCGAAAUAGAUUCGCACUGGUUUGAGGACAAGCCUGAUCUCAAAAAUAUUCACCUUGCUGGGAACUCAAUUAGAAAAAUUUCGGCCGAUCAAUUUGCUAGUUUAAAAGGCAAAAAAUCGAUGUCUGUUUAUUUGGGUAAUAAUCCUGUAGAGACAAUCGAAGAUGAUGCGUUCAAAGGACUUGAGGAUUUGUCAGUCUUGUCCUUGAAAAAUUUAAACCUGACAACGAUCACCGGGACGUUCCUUCAAGAAAUUAAAAUCAACAAGUUGGAACUCAACAGAAAUCAAAUUAAGUGUGUUGAAGAAAAAGACUUUGAUAAAGUCUUUGUAGCUGAAACGACCAAUAUGAGGGAAAAUCCAUUACAGGCUGAGUGUUUGAACAAGAUUCAACAGUGGGCCCAAAAGCACAACAAAACCGUUGUCACAUAUCAAAGUGAUGAACAUUUCCGAACAAAUAAUUUGACUUUUGUGGUGGAGCCUAAAGGCAUUUAUCGUAUGCUUGGGCACAGUCAGGCUGAGAAUUUAACAGCAGGAAUCAUCUCAAACAUCGAAAAAGUGCAAACUUUGUUUUUACUGGACGAUUCCAUUCGAGAAAUUCAACCUGGGGCUUUCAAAAACUUGCCAAAACUUAAACAUCUAAUGAUACAAUACAACGACAUUUCGAAGAUUGACGCAGGAAUUUUCAACAAUUUACCAACUCUGACGUACCUGGAAUUGGGUGAUAAUGAAAUCUCGUUCAUCAAUCCUCACGCUUUUGAUAAUUUGACUCGUUUGACUUCGCUCCGUUUAAAACAUAAUAAAUUGGAUAAAAUAGAUUCGCACUGGUUUGAAGAUAAACCUGAUCUUAAAUACAUCCAUUUGGCGGGUAAUUUGAUUAAAAAAAUUUCAGCCGAUCAAUUUGCGAGUUUAAAAGGGAAAAAAUCGAUGUCAGUUUAUUUGGGUCAUAAUCCUGUGGAGACAAUAGAAGAUGAUGCUUUCAAAGAAUUUGAAGAAAUGUCACUCUUGUGUUUGAACAAUAUCACCCUUACGACCAUCACCGGAACUUUUCUUCAAAAUGUUCAAAUGGAAAUUUUGGGAAUCAACGGAAACAAAAUUAACUGUGUUAAUGAGGAAGACUUUGCUAAAGUUUUUGUAGCCAAGAAGACUGAAAUAAAGGGAAAUCCACUGAAAGCUGAUUGUUUGAACAAAAUUCAACUGUGGGCCCAAAAACACAACAAAAGUGUUAUCACAGAAAAUGCUAUUACACAAAUUGUUCUGUUUGGUUCACUCUCCCAUAGAGCCAUGUCUAUUACGAAAAUUCUUUUUGUGGGUUUAUGCCUUGCCUUGAGUGUUAGUGGACGUGAUAGACAUUUUCGAACAAAUACUGGUAAUUUAACUUUUUCGGUGGAACCUAAUGAUGACAGCAUUUAUCAUCUCCUGGGAUCCAGUCAAGUUGAUAAUUUAACAGCAGGAAUUUUCCCACAUAUCCCAGAUAUGAAAACUUUGUAUGUAGUGGAUUAUUCAAUCCGGGAUAUUCAACCUGGAGCUUUCCAAAACAUCCCACAACUCAAGUACCUCACGAUACAAUACAAUGACAUAUCGAAAAUUGAAGCAGGAAUUUUCAACAAUUUCCCAAACUUGACAUACCUGCAACUCAGUGAUAAUAAAAUCUCGUACAUUGAUCCUCACGCUUUUGAUAAUUUGGCUCGUCUGACCACGCUUCGUUUGGUCAACAAUAAAUUGACUCAAAUUGAUUCGCACUGGUUUGAGAAUAAACCUGAUCUCAAUUACAUUAACUUUGCGGGUAAUUUGCUUAAAAAAAUUUCCGCUGAUGCUUUUGCGAGUUUAAAAGGGCGGAAAUCGAUGUUUCUUACUUUGGGAAGAAAUCCUGUGGAGGUAAUCGAAGACGACGCUUUCAGAGGAUUUAAGGACUUUUCACUCUUGUCUUUGGGAAAUCUGAACCUAACGAUGAUCAGCGGAACUUUUCUCCAAGGACUAAAAAUCAAAAAGUUGGAACUCAACAGAAAUAAAUUCAUCUGUGUUGAGGAAAAAGACUUUGAUAAAGUCUUUGUAGCUGAGACGACUGAAAUGAGGGAAAAUCCACUGGAGCCUGAGUGUUUGAAGAAAAUUCAAGUUUGGACACAAAAACAUAACAAAAAAAUUCUCACUGUCAGUAAGCUUGCGGUUUCAAAUAAGGCGCUGAUAUUUAUUUUGCAGGUCUGGGGUUUCAACAAUAAAUAAGUUCAGGAGUAUGGAGAAUUGCCAGCUGAAACAUUGUAGGAAUUCCUGCACGGAGAAAACUGUCUAUUGAAAUUUGUCUAGUACGUUUUUUCUAAUAAAGUUUAUAAUUUCGUUU
This is a messenger RNA of Tribolium castaneum (red flour beetle), 2761 nucleotides long. Its product is annotated as protein artichoke. Gene Ontology annotation, molecular function: protein binding. The transcript is spliced from 3 exons. NCBI's taxonomy places the organism in Eukaryota, Metazoa, Arthropoda, Insecta, Coleoptera, Tenebrionidae. Bases 1 to 2646 code for a protein of 881 amino acids. The record is from RefSeq and is a predicted model, not a curated record.